Molecule: messenger RNA, 1362 nt
Organism: Pedinophyceae sp. YPF-701
Lineage: Eukaryota; Viridiplantae; Chlorophyta; Pedinophyceae
Source: the annotation of a GenBank genome assembly
AUGCAGGCACUGCGCGGCUCAGUCCUGGUCUCUCGACCGACCGGAAGGGGGCAGCGCUGCGCCCUUAAGGCUGCUGCCGUGCCACGGCGGCCGCACGCGCGUAACAGCGGGAGUGUCGUGGUCGCCGCGGCGACUGAGAGCGCGAAGUCGUCGGCGUCCAAGCGGAGGAAGGUCACGGAGGACAAGCUCGUCGUGACGGGCCCGAAACCAUACCAGCAAACCAUCAAGCAGACCGUCGGCCUCGCGGGCAUCGGCCUGCACACGGCCGAGUACGCGCACGUCCGCCUGUGCCCGGCCCCCUCCAAGACGGGGCGCUACUUCGUGCGCGUCCCCGACGGCACCCUCUCGUCCGUCUUCGACCAGGCCGAGGCCGAGGCGGACCGCGAGCUCCCCUCCGCCCUCACGGACUUCCUCCAGGAGAACGAGCCCGAGAAGGGCCGCCGCAACCUGCAGUUCUUCCAGCAGUGGGUCGAUGAGUCAGAACUGGGCAGCUUCACCGGCACCUUCGACGACUGGCUGGGGGAGCGCACGGAGGAGGAGGCCGUGCGGCUGCUCGAGCGCAUCCGCGCGGCCCUCGACGCCAUCCCCGUGGAGCCGGAGCCGGAGCCGGUCAAGGGCGAGCCGCGCGUGGACGCGCACGUGUCGUACCUCGUGAGCGAGUCCCCCCACUACCUCACGCUCCAGUCCGACUCGAUGGUCGUGCGCGGCGCGGAGCACCUCCUCGCCGCGCUCGAGGCCUCCGGCAUCGACAACUGCCGCAUCGAGAUUGAGGGCGGGAGCGAGAUCCCGAUGGUGGACUCAACAGCGUUUGGGUGGUGCGAGUAUAUCAUGCGUGCGGGGCAGCGCGCGUCGGGGUCGGACCGCACGCCGCGGAUUUCGCCUGUGCUGGGCGCGCCGGUGCACGUCGCGGACGCGGCGGGCGCGUUCAUGGUGGCCACGCCGGCCGACACUGCGGUGGUGUCGGCGGGGGUGGACUGGGCCGACGUGCCGUACGUGGGGCGGCAGUGGCACGCGUGGGCGGUGGAGGACGCGGUCGGGUUCGUGUCGGGCGCCGCGCCCGCGCGCUCGUGCAUCAAGUCGAUGGAGCAGGCUUUCGCGUACCGCCGCGACGGGCUGUACAAGGGCGCGGGCGAGGCGAGCGUGACGAUCGGGUGCGGGGACUCGUUCCACGACGACAACGCCGACAUGUUCAUGGGGUCGGACCCGGCGCGGCACGCGGUGGUGGACGCCGUCGGCGCGCUGGCGCUGCUCGCCGAGGGCGGGAACGCCGGCCUGCCGCUGGCGCACGUGGCGGCGUGGGACGCGACGCACGCGCUGCACGCCGAGUUCCUCCAGGCCGUCGCCAAGGAACUCGAGUGGUAG